AUGCGAUACCGGUACCGGUCACCGGUGGAGAAUGUUCGUUUGAUCGAUAGAUUUAACGUACGACAACAAACAAUAGGAACCAUUUAUCUAACAUCUACUCAUUUAAUUUUUAUUGAUCCAGAAGGAAAACGUGAAACUUGGAUUCUUCAUUCAUUAAUAUCAUCUGUUGAAAAGUUGCCAUCAAAUCCACAAGGCUACCCUUUAAAAAUUCGUACAAAACAUUUUUUAUCAGCAGAGUUUACCGUACCAAAGGAACGUGAUGGUCAAGAUUUAUAUUUUACACUAUUACAAUUGAGACCUGAUUCAUACGAAAAACUCUAUUGUUUCCACUAUCAAGCACCGUCUUGUCUUGAAAAAAUUUGGGAUCCAUUUUUAUUAUCAACAGAAUAUAUGAGAAUGGGUUGUCCAAAUCGUGAAUGGAAAAUCGAAGAUAUUAAUUCAAAUUUUGAUAUUUGUGAUACUUAUCCUCCAAUCAUAUACGUUCCCGUAAUAGCAUCUAAAUCAAUGCUAAUUGGAAGCUCAAAAUUUCGAAGUCGAGGGCGUUUGCCUGUACUCUCAUAUCUACAUCCUAAUGGUGCUUCUAUUACUCGAUGUAGUCAAUCUUUAGCUGGAUUUAGUGCACGAUGUCAGGAAGAUGAACAAUUACUUCAGUGUAUAUUAAAAACAAAUACACAUAAAAACUCAAUGUGUGUUGUGGAUACAAGGCCAAGGAUAAAUGCAGUUAUUAAUCGAGCUACAGGUAAAGGUUAUGAGAACGAAGGUUAUUAUUCGAAUAUUCAAUUCAAAUUUUGUGCUAUCGAGAAUAUUCAUACAAUGAAGAAUAGUUUACAAAAAUUAAUUGAAGUAUGUGAACUUAAAAAUCCAACAAUGAAUCAAUAUCUAAAUGGAUUAGAAAAAACGGAUUGGUUAAAACAUAUUCAGACAAUAUUAGAUACAUCUGUCUUUAUUGCACGAGCUAUUGAAAUCGAAAAUAAAAAUGUUCUUGUUCACUGUAGUGAUGGAUGGGAUAGAACAGCACAAACAUGUUCUAUAGCAUCUUUACUAUUAUGUCCAUAUUAUCGUUCAAUCUACGGUUUUCGAACAUUAAUUGAAAAAGAAUGGUUAUCCUUUGGACAUAAAUUUUCUGAUCGAUGUGGUCAUAUGGCUAACGGGGAUAUUAAAGAACAAUCGCCCAUCUUUUUACAGUUUAUCGAAUGUGUUUGGCAAUUAACACAAAUGUAUCCAACAACAUUUGAAUUUAAUGAACGAUAUCUCAUAUCAUUACAUGAUCAUGCCUCCUCAUGUCAAUAUGGAACAUUUAUUGGAAAUUGUGAAAAAGAUCGACUUGAUCUAAACGUUAAAGAUCGUACAUAUUCAUUCUGGAAUUAUAUUCUACAAAAUAUCGGUGAUUUCAAGAAUCCUCUAUUUCGUGCACAAUCUAUCUAUACUGGUGAAGUACUAUUGCCAAAUAUUACAGCACAAUCUUUGAGAUUCUGGUUAGCAAUGUAUCAUCGAUUUGAUAGUGCAUUAUUAUCAAAAGAAAAUCUAACAGAUACCUUAACCAGAAUUAUUGAUCAUACAACGGCACUUAAUGAUCAUGCACGAUUACUUGAAAAACGUAUACAUGAGAUGCGUGAUAUGAUGAUCGUUCAAAACAAUGUUGAAGAUGAUGAUGAUGAUGAGCAAGAACAACGAAAAGUAUCAUUUAUUGAAAUCGAUAGUGGUUUAAGUGAAACAGAGCAGAUUUUAAAUACGAAUGAGGAACGAACAAUACACUCAACUAAUUCUGAUUCAAUAACAUCAAAAUUAAGUUCAAUAUUACGUCCAAGUGAUUCUGAAAGUGGUUUCGGAGGUGAUUCCCCAAAUAAUUUACAACAUAGUACAAAAUCAUUAUACAAUAACUCUACUGAAAACGGGUCAUUAUUACUCGAAAGACUCGCACUUGAACUAAAUUCCGUCGCAUUAGAUUGGAAAUCAUUAAAAUCACCAUUACGCUGUUCAUGUUCACUAGCGUUUGAUUCGACACAACGAAAGUACAAUUGUUGGCGUUGUGGCGAAAUUUAUUGUCCACGUUGCAUUCAAUUAAAUCAUCCACUACCCGGUCUUUAUAGUAAUCGACAUGCGCCUGUAUGUAAAACUUGUGCAAAAUCGAUGAAAUCAUCACCAUCGUUUGUCGAUUUUACAACAUUAAUUAAAUCAAAAUCUAAAGAAGUUUUACGCAUGAAACCUUCGAUAUCGAUUGAUAACAAAACAAUAAUAAAUAAUCAUAGUUUAUGUUCGAAUGGUACAUUAACUGAUACGGAGAUUGAUUCACCAUCAACUCUUAAAAAGUAA
Molecule: messenger RNA, 2313 nt
Organism: Didymodactylos carnosus
Lineage: Eukaryota; Metazoa; Rotifera; Eurotatoria; Philodinida; Philodinidae
Source: the annotation of a GenBank genome assembly